CUUGUUUUGGUAAACAACUCUUGGUUGCCACCCAUUGCACCAAAAGUCUUCGCUUCUGAAACCUACUUCACUUAACUCUUCUCUUUUUAUUCAAACACUUUCUACAGGGUUCAAAUUGUAUCAAUUUAAACUUUUUCUUGAGUAAAUGAAGAAGAGGUCGCCUUCUACUUCUUGCUCCUCUUCUUCUUCUUCUUCUACUUCCGCUUUUGUUCUUCUCGAUCAUCAUCAAUCAAUUAAACCGACAAUCAAACGGCCGAGAAAAAACCAAACGAAAAAGAAAUGUCAGACUGCUGCUCCCAACUUUUCAGGAAGAAGAAGCUCCGUUUACAGAGGAGUGACCAGGCAUCGAUGGACGGGGAGGUUUGAAGCGCAUCUGUGGGACAAGAAUUCCUGGAACAACACUCAGAACAAGAAGGGGCGACAAGUCUACUUGGGGGCUUAUGAUUGUGAAGAAGCAGCUGCAAAAACAUAUGAUCUUGCUGCGUUGAAGUAUUGGGGACCAGAAACGACUUUGAAUUUUCCUAUGGAGACGUACAAAACAGAGCUCGAAGAAAUGGAGAAGGUAUCCAAGGAAGAGUACUUAGCCUCUCUACGACGUCGUAGCAGCGGCUUCUCUAGAGGAGUUUCUAAAUACCGUGGCGUGGCCAGGCAUCAUCACAAUGGGCGGUGGGAAGCUCGAAUUGGAAGAGUUUUUGGAAAUAAAUAUCUAUACCUCGGAACUUAUAAUACGCAAGAGGAAGCCGCUGCAGCUUAUGACAUGGCAGCCAUUGAAUACAGAGGGGCAAAUGCCGUAACCAACUUUGACAUUAGUCAUUACCUUGAUCGCUUAAAAAUCAAAGGCAUUUUCCCUCACCAGUCCUCCACCGACCAAUCCGAAGACACCGAACCCGAGUUAGAGGUUGAACAACAACAACAACAACAACCAGCAGAAGAACAACAAGAAGAAGACGUCGACGGAAACGCCAAUGUCAACGCUGAUGCCAUUGUUUCGCCCGAAGUAGGCGUACUUGAUCAACAUCAUUACCAUGAAUACAUUGACACUACAGAAGAUAUCCAUGAGAUGACUUGGAGUUUCAAUCUAGACAAUCCGGGAUUUACCCCCCUCCUGGUUCCCGAUUUCUCGUUCGGAAAUGUCUCCGGCGAUCACCUCCCUGACAUAUUCGCUGACACAGGAUUCGACAACGACAUAGAUUUCAUUUUCAAUGAGAUGGACGACAUAGUUGAGGGGAACAUAGUAGAGGAUAAUAGCGUUAAGACAGCUGAGAAAGUUAGGCUGUUGUCUUCAUCUUUGUCCUCGUCUUCAUUAUCACGUUCUUCGCCGUCGUUUUACUCAACAACAGCCUCGGUUUCUAGUAACUGUUGUUGAUAAUAAAUUGGAGAAGUGUUUGGGGUUGGUGUUAGUUUAUCUGAUGAGUUUGCUGUUGGGUUUAGUUGGGGGUUGGUGAAAGCGAAAUUGUUUUGUCUGUUUUUUUUUUUUUUAAUCUUUAAUUUCUUCAAUGAAAUUAAAUUAAAAAAAAACAAAAACAAAAACAAAACCAUAAAAAAAAAAACAAAUACUAUCAGUUAGUGCAUUUACUUGUUCAACUCCUAUUAAUAAAAAAAUAAAUCUUCAUUUUGUUGA
This is a messenger RNA of Mangifera indica (mango), 1621 nucleotides long. Its product is annotated as ethylene-responsive transcription factor WRI1-like. The record is from RefSeq and is a predicted model, not a curated record. The transcript has 7 exons. Bases 146 to 1366 code for a protein of 406 amino acids. Gene Ontology annotation, molecular function: DNA-binding transcription factor activity; DNA binding. NCBI's taxonomy places the organism in Eukaryota, Viridiplantae, Streptophyta, Magnoliopsida, Sapindales, Anacardiaceae. Gene Ontology annotation, biological process: regulation of DNA-templated transcription.